CCUAAAUAGUUAAUGUGAUACCCUUCCUUGUUUGAUUGAUUAGUCCAAUGACAUGAAGCGAAAACAAGUAUUAGCUAGCUAUAGUUUCUUUUGGUAGCAUGAAUAUGCCCCCCACUAUUUGCUCAAUGAACUGCCCAAACCACAUGAAAUAUGUUUUUCUUAGAUGCAGUGAUUGGUAAUCGAACUUGGAUGAACAUAUUAAACCUGUGGAAGUGUGUUAGGGGUCUGAAUUUGGUUUUUGAUUCCACAGUUAAUAGAGUUUUGUCUCUAUUGCACAAUUCAAUCUUGUACUUUCGUGUGAUAAUAGAGAAAUCGAUUCAUCCUUGUGCAUUGGUCUAUUGUGAUGUUUCUUACCCUUGGACACAGUAUAUGAACUUAUAUUUUGGCAUGCAACCCUAGUUUCCCAUGAAUCGAACUCCAAGUCAUCUCUACUAACAUGUCUUUUCACAUAUGCACCCAUGAUUUUACAUAGUAUCAUUUAAGUGUGAGGGUGUACAGAGUUGAGUCCAUGGAUGAUUAAUGAUGUUCAUUUACCAUUGUGAUACUUAAUGGUAUGUGUUUGGCAAUGUUGGUUGGAAUUUUUAUUUGUGUGGGAGAUCCGACCUAGGAAAAGGGCUACUCCAAGGAGAUAGCUCUAACGCUCCUCCUCUCAAGACUGCAUUGCCUCCUUCCACACGCCACUAUCAGAUAAGUGGUUGUAUAACUCACCAAAAACACGAAGAUCCUCAACCAGAUCCAACAUUGCAAGUUCAACAACCACAUAUGCAAGACCAACAACAAGGCCACAAUAGAAUAAGAGUAUUGAGUUAUGAUGCCUCCACUCCGACAUGCUUUCAUGAGGCUAUUCCAGUGGAGUACACUGACAAGUACCCGAGGAUUCAAGAACUCCCGACGGAUGAAAGUGAAUGCUCCGACGGGGAUCUGUUUGAUCAAUUGGAUCAACCUCCUCGACAUCAAUGAGAGGAUUUACAGAGUUCUUAUGAUGUGUUCCUGGGUAUAGUCACGGUCAAAGAGUUCAAAGGAGCAACACACAAGUUUCUAAAUAUUGAGUUCAGACUAGGAGGGAGAACAAGAGCAAUGUCCAUCAUGGAAUUCACAUCGAUCCUCAAUAUUUUCCCUCAAGAUUUCGUGGAGUGUUCUUCAAGUUUUGCCUCACUGAUUCCAGAGAAUCACUUUUCGAGUUUGGAAACUUCUAUGAAAUAAAGCUGAAGGGGGGCAGGAGAUUGUAAGUGUGAUAUCAAGUUAUCAAAUGGCUAGGGAGCUGAAACUGGAGUGGAGAUUGAUCCACCACGUGAUUUCGAGAUCCGUGGGUGGAAGGUGUGGAAGCAAAACAAUAUGACUGCCCGAGAUGUCAACUUCAUGUGGAGCAGGAGGAGCUAGAGAUCUCUUCACCCAGGACCCCCCCCCCCCCCCCCCCCCCCAUCAUUUUGGACAUCGAACCACUGCAUCACCUACAGAAGGCUUGUAGUUCUUCACGAUGGUGCCUAUGUCACUAUGCUCACCAAUUAUUUCAACAUUGACUUCGAUGAUGCAAAGAGCAUAUUUGGUACUUGGACCGUUUCAUUCUCAUUCCAACCAUUGAAGUAUUAUCUCAAAACUAUGGUGAAGAAUGAUCAAGGAAUUUGGGAUGUCCGAGACUUAACUUUUCCCGACACCUACAUAGUGGUGUGACAUUCAGAGUAGCCAAGGUCUAGGAAGAUGAAGAUAAAGUUGAUGCAGCUCCCUAACACAUGUAUGGUGCGACAUUCUUCCAUAGCUAUCAACCUCCACAACAACCUUCUAGUUAUUUAGGAGCAUUCGAUCAUUAUGCUCGAGCCUAAUUAGCCCAUGUUUUUUUAAGAACUAGGAGAUGCUACACAAGAGGAUACGAGACAAGACGAGGUGAGGAGACAUGACAUUUCUUGUCAACACGCCACCAUGGCUACCCUCAGAAUUGAUGUCAUGAAGAUAUUAUGUUCGGAUAAUCCCAUCUCUCUCAAAUCUCAAUCUCGGUCGUGUGCUUUUUCUCUCUCUAUAUAUAGUGUAAUAUAAGAAAGUACGAUGACUAUUUGAUAGUACAAACAAGAAACAAAUUUUUGUUAUGUGAAAGUACAGUGCAGGCAUUUGAGUGAUUUGCAAUUCAUCCACCACCUACCAAAUAAGUGCAAAUAAGAAAUUUAUCAAUCCGCAAUUCAUUCACAUCAAUCACUCACCCACUGCGAUUCGAGUUAUUUGCGUGUGUAUCGAUGUCAAACGCGAAUUACCACCUAUGUGCGCCUAGUAGACAGUAGACUAGUAGAGUAAACUAAUAGUUUUUACGUGGAUCUUGGGUCUAGCUUGAAACUGGGCUUCGAUUUUCAUGCUAUGUCAAAUGCGGCCCAGCCCAGAUAGUUAACAAGCGGGCCACUGCUGUGGAUUUGAACAAAUUGUUGUAUUAUUAUUUGGCGCGCAUAGAAGUAAUGGUCGGUCGGUUGCUGUUCCCACCAAAGUUUAAUUUCAAAAAAUACUUUUUUUUUCUUUUUGAAAAAUAGCUGACGCAUCAAAUUUCCUUUUGGUUUGGCAAAUCCGGUAACUAACGAUAAUUAAUUUCUUCAUCAGCCCGUCGAUUAACUGUCUCGUUCUUCCCAACAAUCUCUUGCUGCUGCUUCCCCAGAAAAAAUGGCUCGAAUCGACGAACUUUGAAAUGACCUCUUUCCCCCGAUUUUCCCAGUGUUUUUUGUUCCCUUUCCCACGGUAUCGCAGCCACAUUUUCCCGAUCAAGCGCGACGGUAAAUCACCAGAAUCCCUAAUCUGUUAUCCCUUAUAGAUUUAGCUUGUUCUCUCUCUCUCUCUCUCUCUCUCUCUCUCUCUCUCUCUCUCUCAGAUUGGAUUCUGUCCGAUGUCCGUCGGAGUUUGAUCCCGAAUUCGCGAUUCUUCAUUCAAAAGAGUUUCCACCCCCGUCUUUGAAACGGCAUACCUAAGGUAGAAGAAGAGGUUCGUCUCAAUCUGAUCUACUAGGCUGGUUCAUCGAGAAUCAAGGCAUUGUGACAAUUCGGGAAUUAGGGUUUCCAAACGAUUAAUUGUUUGGAGCCAAAAGGUCUAGGGGGGAAAUUAUUGUCAGGGUUUCUGCGCAGGAAUAUCUGCAAGAUUCUUUGUUUUCUCCAUCUUUUUGCCCAAUCGUGAAUGGGAUCAACGGCGAUCAAAUUGCCAUGUCAUUUUGAGCUGGGUGCUGGUAUAUUUCGGAGGAGAGAGCUGGUAAGGACCUGAAAGUAGGUCAGGGGUAUUUGGUUUACUUGAUGGGGAACACAUGCACCGGACCAAAUCUCAGCUCUAAUGGAUUCAUACAAUCUGUUACUGCUGCUGUGUGGCGUCGGCAACCAGACGAGCGUCUUCCUGCUCCAAACAAGGACGAAGGCAGUAGCAAAAAAGACGGCUCGAGCAACAAAGACGCUUCCAAAGGCGGAGAUUCUGAAGGAUCCAAGAAUUCCGAUGGCCCAACCCCCAACACCCCACCUCCUCCAGUCAAGAUGGGGAACGAUGGGCAAGGGAAACCAAUGGAGCAUGAGAGAUCGAUUAAACCCGAAAUGCGAGAUGUUCCAAUUACUAACAAGCCAGGGGAGGAAGCCAAGCCGAAGAAACCCUCACAUGUGAAGAGGUGUUCUAGUGCAGGGCUCCAAGUAGGGUCAGUGUUAGGGAGGAAAACAGGGAACUUGAAGGAGAUUUAUAGUUUGGGGAAAAAGCUAGGGCAAGGCCAGUUUGGCACCACUUUCCUUUGCAUUGAGAAGGCAACUGGGAAGGAGUUUGCUUGUAAAUCGAUUGCGAAGAGGAAGUUGACGACUCAAGAGGAUGUGGAUGAUGUUAGGAGGGAGAUUCAGAUUAUGCACCACUUGGAAGGGCAUUCCAAUGUGAUCAAGAUCAUUGAGGCUUACGAGGACGCGGUUGCAGUUCAUGUUGUGAUGGAGCUUUGUGCAGGUGGGGAGCUCUUCGAUAGAAUCAUUCAGAGAGGUCACUACACGGAGAGAAAGGCAGCUGAGCUUGCUAGAUUGAUAGUUGGUGUUGUCGAAGCUUGUCAUUCCUUGGGUGUUAUGCACAGAGACCUAAAGCCCGAGAACUUUCUGUUUGUUAAUCAGAGAGAGGAUGCAACACUUAAGACAAUCGAUUUCGGGCUCUCCAUGUUCUUUCGGCCUGGUGAAAUGUUCACUGACGUUGUUGGGAGCCCCUACUAUGUAGCACCUGAGGUGUUGCGUAAGAAUUAUAGUGCGCAAUGUGAUGUUUGGAGUGCUGGUGUUAUCAUAUAUAUCUUGUUGAGUGGAGUCCCUCCAUUUUGGGAUGAAACGGAGCAAGGAAUAUUUGAGCAGGUUCUAAAAGGCGACCUAGAUUUUGUUUCAGAACCAUGGCCAAACAUAUCAGAGGGUGCUAAAGACCUAGUUCGAAGGAUGCUUGUUAGAGACCCUAAAAAGCGCCUAACAGCCCAUGAAGUUCUCUGCCACCCUUGGGUACAAGUGGAUGGGCUUGCUCCAGAUAAACCUCUUGAUUCUGCUGUUAUAAGUCGCUUGAAACAGUUCUCAGCCAUGAACAAGCUGAAGAAAAUUGCAAUUCGGGUUAUUGCUGAAAGCAUGUCUGAAGAGGAAAUUGCAGGCUUGAGAGAAAUGUUCAAGAUGAUAGAUGCAGAUAACAGCGGAAAUAUCACUCUCGAGGAACUGAAGAAUGGGUUGGAAAAAGUGGGUGCUAACCUCAAGGAGGGUGAAAUCGUCGGGUUGAUGCAAGCAGCGGAUAUUGAUAAUAGUGGUACGAUUGACUACGGGGAGUUCAUAGCUGCAAUGAUCCACUUGAACAAAAUACAGAAGGAGGAUCAUCUGUUUACAGCAUUCUCAUACUUCGACAAAGACGGGAGUGGCUACAUUACUGCUGACGAGCUCCAACAGGCGUGUGAGCAGUUUGGGCUGGGGGAUCUUCACAUUAUGGACAUAAUUAAUGAAGUUGACCAAGAUAAUGAUGGGCGCAUUGACUACAGCGAAUUUGCCGCUAUGAUGCAAGACUCGACAACAUUCAGACCAGCAGGAAAAUAAUCCAGGCAGCCUUAUUUCCUUGGCCCGGAUACGGUAAAUCACAAACUUAGUCAGUAGCUAAUUAUGUCUAGCUGAUAUAUAUAUAUAUAUAUAUACUUGUCAUUAGUUAACAGAAACUGGAUUACACACACAACUGUAUGUAAAGAUCAGGCAGGUUUCAGUGAGGGGAAGAUUGAGAGUUCAUUUUAGCUUUUCCUUUCUUUUUGUAUCUAUUACAUCGAGUUUUUUUUUUUUUUUUGUUUACUACCUUUUUUGGUCCCCCCCUUAAUCAAUUGUACCAAAUCGCAUUGAAAGGCUGGAAUUCCUUAACCUAGAAAGAUCAGUCACAAUAUACUGAUGGGAUUUUG
This is a messenger RNA of Linum trigynum, 5374 nucleotides long. NCBI's taxonomy places the organism in Eukaryota, Viridiplantae, Streptophyta, Magnoliopsida, Malpighiales, Linaceae. The record is from the annotation of a GenBank genome assembly.